GCUGCUGUUGCUGCUGCUCCUGCGCCGGGCGCCGGGCGCUGCUGCUCGGCCGCUCGGUUGCUCCGCCGGCGCAGCUUCCCCCCCUCCACUCCUCGUCUACCCAGCCACCUUUUGCAACUUGGCGGGGCCUCCCUCUUGCUGAGUCUGGUCUGGCCCAAGCUGGCGCCGAGCUCCCGGUAACCCGGGCCGGCUAGCUGGCCGCGGGCGGGUCGGUGCCGGUGGUGGUGGUGGGGCGCGCAGAGGGGGCGGGGGGCCAGCGGUUUCGCCCCCCGCCGAUGAGCCGCCGCGGGCGCGGAGCGCGGGCGGACGAUGGAACUCCAUAUCUUGGAGCACCGGCUGCAAGUUGCCAGCGUCGCCAAGGAGAGUAUCCCGCUGUUCACCUACGGCCUGAUCAAACUUGCCUUCCUGUCCUCCAAGACCAGGUGCAAGUUCUUCAGUCUGACAGAGACGCCCGAAGACUAUACCAUCAUUGUCGAUGAGGAGGGUUUCCUGGAGCUGCCCUCCUCAGAGCACCUGAGUGUGGCAGACGCCACCUGGCUGGCUCUGAAUGUGGUGUCCGGUGGUGGCAGUUUCUCCAGCUCCCAGCCCAUUGGUGUGACCAAGAUCGCCAAGUCAGUCAUCGCUCCCCUGGCCGACCAGAACAUCUCAGUGUUCAUGCUGUCCACAUACCAGACGGACUUCAUCCUGGUGCGCGAGCGUGACCUACCCUUCGUCACCCAUACCUUGUCAUCAGAGUUCACCAUCCUUCGGGUGGUCAAUGGCGAGACAGUGGCUGCCGAGAACCUUGGUAUCACCAACGGCUUCAUGAAGUCCAAGAUGGUCCAGAGGCCGGUCAUCCACCCGCUGUCCAGCCCCAGCAACAGAUUCUGUGUCACCAGCCUGGACCCCGACACACUGCCCGCUGUCGCCACCCUCCUUAUGGAUGUCAUGUUCUACUCUAACGGAGUGAAGGACCCCCUGGCUGCUGGCGACGACUGUGGUCACAUCCGCUUCUUUUCCUUCUCCCUCAUCGAGGGUUACAUCUCCCUGGUGAUGGACGUGCAGACCCAGCAGAGGUUCCCUAGUAACUUGCUGUUCACGAGCGCAUCCGGAGAACUGUGGAAGAUGGUGCGAAUCGGAGGACAGCCUCUGGGAUUCGAUGAGUGUGGGAUCGUGGCCCAGAUCUCUGAGCCCCUGGCUGCGGCUGACAUCCCAGCCUACUACAUCAGUACCUUCAAGUUCGACCACGCACUGGUCCCGGAAGAGAAUAUCAGUGGUGUCAUUGGUGCCCUGAAGGUCAGUCAGGCAGAGAAGCGUUAGGACUCCGCUCUCCCUGCCAACCCGGCCUGCGCCAGCCCCUUCCUGAAAAUUCUUUCUGCAGUAUUUCUCCACAGACUGGAAAACAGGCCUGGGGACCCCAAGAAGGGGCCUCUGGGACACUCCCAUGAUUGCUGACCCUCCAGGCCUGAGCCUGUGCCCUCCUCUUCCCUUCCCUGAGCCCCACCUUCCUAAGAAUGAGGUACUUCCCCACCCCCAGCCAUACCCCAGAAAAUGGUUUCUGAGGCCCAGAGGGCCAGGGAGCAGACCCACCUUCUCAUGUGGCCUCACACACAGCACGGGGCUGACACCAAAGGAAGCCAGAGCCUCUCACGGGACGACAGGGUCCAUGCUCCUGGUGAUGUCUUUGGGGGGCUGAUGGAGCGGGGCUGAAUGUGGGAACCCCCCGACCGUGAAGGCCCUGGCUGGGGGCCAUGCUUGCUGGUCCCUGGCUCCAUCACCUCAGGGCUGGUUCCCGCAGAGUUGAGGCCAGCAGGCUGUCAUUGUGACUGGCGAGGUUCAGGCAGGAGCGCAGAGGGCCCACGUCACCCAGCACACCCCGCCUGCCAACCACAGGGCCUGUUCCCCAACUCCCAGCAUGACUGCCAAGAGGGGCCCUAACCAGACCCUCCCACCAUCACCACAAGCACUCACUCCUGGGGGAGGAGGGGGCCCAGAGAGCCACCAGCCUGGGAGCACCGACUCCUGUCCUAUACACUUUCCCCAAACCUGACUUGGGUAGGUUGGAGCCUCAGUUUCCCCCACAGUGGGGACUUCCCGAAGCACCCUGGGCCUGGGAUGUCUUAGGUCAUCCCACCUCUCCAGCUGUUAACUAGACCAGCCUAGGGCUCCCCCAUCAUUCUCCCCUGCCCCACCUUUGGGGGAUAAGUCGCCUGCCUGCCACCCACCCCGCCAUCUGGGGCCAUGGUGCUCCUGAGUUACUUAGCCUGGAGGCAGCUUAACUGAGCCUUAAUAGAGAAAACCGUCCUUUGUUUUAGUUUUUUAUUUAAUGUAUUUGUGCCCGGGCUGCUGUUAUGGGCAGUAGUUUCUGUUUUUAGGAGAUGAGGCCAAUUUGAGUUCUGCCUGGAGGCCCCAAGGGUUCAUUGUCACUUGGUGGCCUGUGGCUUUGAAAAUGGGCGCAACUACCAAGAAGAGUCACAGAGACCUCAGCCAGGUCUUCUAAGAGAGGCUGGGCGCAGAGAUCUGUCACAUGGGGAUUUUCGAGCACCCCAGGGCCUCCGGCCACAGUGGUUCUGUCUGGGCAUCUGAGCAGUGAGGGGACCCAAGGGCCUCGGGGAAGUGGUGUAGGACGAGGGGCCUACCCAUGCUCUUGCAGGUGUUUUUUUUCAGACACUGUCCCCAAGGCUAAUCUAGCGAAAGGCCAGGUGAGCCUGGAGUCCCCAGGAAACCGUUCUAGACCCCUCCAAGGGCUGAGCGCCCAGCACACUAAGCAGAAUCCCACAUUCCUGUUUUUUAAGUCAAUCAUUUUGCACAAAACUGGCUGCCAACCAAAUCUGGUCCCGAGUGGAGGUCGGCCACGCGGCCGGGCGAUGGCCAAAGGCCCGGAGUCCACUUUCUGUCUGUGGAAGGCCUUGAUUUUUCUGGGGUGCAUCUAUCUGUAUCC
Molecule: messenger RNA, 2920 nt
Organism: Castor canadensis (American beaver)
Lineage: Eukaryota; Metazoa; Chordata; Mammalia; Rodentia; Castoridae
Gene: Castor2
Product: cytosolic arginine sensor for mTORC1 subunit 2
Biological process (GO): negative regulation of TORC1 signaling
Source: RefSeq, a predicted model, not a curated record